UCAGGAAUGCAUUUCGUCAACAAACGUUCGCUUGCGGUUUCGCAUCAGCUGGACCUGUCAGCGGCGUCACCGGCCUCUUUUGUUGACUCGGUGUGGUUUCAGUGUGACGCGUCGUGAACAAAAGUUUGUCAACAUCCGCCGAAGGUGCCCAAGAAAAGAAGCCCCGAAAGCGGUCAUGGCCACGGUGCAGUGCGUGUUGCUCCUCGCCCUUCACAUCCUGCUCAUCUCCGAGUUCAUCCUGGCCAAGAAGGACUACUACGACAUCCUGGGGGUGCCCAGAGACGCCACGGAGCGCCAGAUCAAGAAGGCCUUCCACAAGCUGGCGCUCAAGUACCAUCCGGACCGAAACAAGGACUGGGACGCCGAGGCCAAGUUCAGAGAGGUCGCCGAGGCGUACGAGACUUUAUCGGACGACAAGAGACGGCGAGACUACGACCGCUUCGGCCACGGCCCGUCGUCUCCCGGCGGCGGCGGCGGCGAGUACAACUUCCGGGAGCACUAUCAGUCGUUCAACUUCCACGACAUUUUCAAGGACUUUGACCUUUUCGGUCAGCAGCAGCAGCAGCACUUCCACUCCCACCAUCAAGCCCACCAGAAGAGGUUCUUCCGGGAGGCGGCGGGAAACCAACAGAGGCCGCCCUUCAGGGGGGGAGGGGGGGGAGGCGGGGGACUGUUUGAUGACAUGUUCGAGGACUUGGAGAAGAUGUUCUCCUUCAACGCGCACACUUCCAGGAGCGACGGAAGAUUCCAGCGCUCGGUCAAGCAGCACUGCAGGACGGUGACGCAAAGGCGGGGCAACAUGGUGACCACCUUCACGGACUGCUCCUGAAGGGGGGUAAACGGGGGGGGGGGGGGUUGUUUUCAUUUUGAAAUUGAAUGCUAAUUUAUCACGUGGCUUUCAAUAUGAGAUUUGUACUCGAGGAACAAAGCGGGGAUGAGGUCACUUCCAUUGAGGUCGGCUUGUUUACUCAGGAAUCGGCAAUGGGCGCGCGGAUUCUUGGCUUGCAACAAGCUGCACUGGUGUAUUACUUCGUUUUUUUCUUUCGGCUUGUCGCGUCUCAUCGUUUUCCAUCUAAGCCUAUCUCUCCAUCCUCUUCUCUUAACACCCACUGUCCUCAUGUCUUCCCUCACAACAUCCAUCAACCUUUUCUUUGGUCUUCCUCUCCCUGACAGCUCCAUCCUCAGCACCCUUCUACCAACAUGCUAACUCUCUCGCCUCCGAACAUGUCCAAACCAUCGAAGUCUGUUCUCUCGAACCUUGUCCCCAAAACAUCCAACUUUGGCUGUUCCCCUCAUGAGCUCGUUUCUAAUCCUAUCCAACCUGGUCACACCAAGCGAGAACCUCACUAGCUUCAUUUCUGCCACCUCCAGUUCUGCUUCCUGUUGUUUCUUCAGGGCCACCGUCUCCAAUCCACUGUUUUAUAAACUUUGCCCUUCACCCGAGCAAAGACUCUUCCGUCACAUAGAACACCAGACACCUUCCGUACAAAAGUCUGCUAGUCCCCAUUUUUUUUUAAGACGACGAACAAUAACAGUCCCAUGAAAUGAACCGCGGAGAUUUGAUGCCUUCCUGAGGAGUUGGUUUAGAAGUAGAGAAUAUACAGCAGGUGGUGAUGAGCCACACAAUGAAGUUAUGGGAAAGCGUAAUGGAGGCUAGACUCAGGACAGAGGUAUCUGCGAGCGACAGUCUGGUUUCAUACCUAGAAAGAGUACCACAGAUGCACUAUUUGCCUUGAGGAUGCUCGUGGAAAAGUACGGAGAAGGUCAGAAGGAGCUACAUUGUGUGUUCGUGGAUCUAAAGAAAGCCCAAGGCAGAGUACCAAGAGAGGAACUGCGGUACUGCAUGCAGAAGUCUGGUGUGGCGGAGAAAUAUGUUAGAGUAGUACAGGACAUGUAUGAGGGCAGCAGAACAGCGGUGAGGUGUGCCGUAAGUGUGACAGAAGAAUUUAAGGUAGAGGUGGGACUGCAUCAGGGAUCCGCGCUGAGCCCCUUCCUGUUUGCGGUAGUAACAGACAAGCUGACAGACGAGGUUAGACCUGAAUCCCCUUGGAUCAUGAUGUUCACAGAUAUUGUGAAAGCAGGGAACAGGUUGGAGGAACAGUUAAAAAGAUGGUUACUAUUAUUAUUAUUUUUUUUUGUGAGAAGAAGCCAGGACUGAAUAUUUGAUUUUUAAAAACAAAACAAACAAAAAAAAAAAGCACUUCUGUUAUAUUAUGAUGGAGAUGUUUUGGGAGUUCACUAUUUUCAUGUUAAAAAAAACAAAACAAAAACCUCAAGCUGAUCAUGUGCAAUAUUUGGCACCUUUUGCUCUUCGUGUUGCCUAUUAUUUAUCGACGGUGCCGAUGGAAUCAUCAUUUUCGAAAUGUCUGCACUUUUACGAGUUUGUGUUGAUCGACCGGAUGACGUUUGAAAAUGGAAUUAAAAAGAAAAAAG
This is a messenger RNA of Syngnathoides biaculeatus (alligator pipefish), 2433 nucleotides long. Its product is annotated as dnaJ homolog subfamily B member 9-like. Bases 176 to 829 code for a protein of 217 amino acids. Lineage: Eukaryota; Metazoa; Chordata; Actinopteri; Syngnathiformes; Syngnathidae. The transcript has 3 exons. Gene Ontology annotation, cellular component: endoplasmic reticulum. Gene Ontology annotation, molecular function: protein-folding chaperone binding; misfolded protein binding. The record is from RefSeq and is a predicted model, not a curated record.